UCCUCCGCCUCCCCUCGGCUCUCCUGCAGCCAGGCCUUGCCCUUGAAGAGCUGCUGCAGCCCGACACCUCCCCGCACACGUGUGCCAGGAAAAUCCACAAACGCCAGAGGUUUAUAUUCAAAAAGGAGACAGAGGAGUCCUGCAGCUUUAUUCGAAUAAAGGUGAUACUGGCCAAGGAGCAAGAGCAUGGAUAAAACAAAUUUUGAAUCAAGACAUGGCAUUCCAACAUAUAAAAGUAAUUUAUCCAACAGCUCCUGCCAGAAAAUAAAAGCAAGGCCUAGAACUUCCAAACUUGAAUGGCAGACAUUAAAGCCAUAUACACCUUUGAAAGGAGCCUUUUCCAAUGUGUGGUUUGACAGGUACAAGAUCUGUAAUGACUGUCCUGAACACAUUGAAAGCAUUGAUUCCAUGUGCCAGGGCCUUACAGACCUGAUCAACGAUGAGGUUAAGAAUGGCAUUGCCAAGAACAGGAUACUCAUAGGAGGCUUUUCAAUGGGAGGUGGAAUGGCAAUGCAUUUGGCCUUUAGGUUUCAUCAGGAUCUGGCAGGAGUCUUUGCCUUGUCCAGUUUUCUGAAUAAAGACUCUGCUGUUUACCAGGCUUUGAAAAGAAAUGAAAGUGCUCUUCCAGAAUUAUUUCAGUGCCAUGGAACUGCCGAUGAACUAGUUCUCUACUCAUGGGGUGAAGAGACCAACAAGAUGUUAAAGUCUCUGGGAGUAUCAACAUCACUUCAUACUUUUCCAAACCUCAAUCAUGAGCUGAACAGAACUGAAAUAGAAAAAUUAAAAUCCUGGAUUGUAAAGAAAUUGCCUGUUGAAGCACCAAAGGCAAAUGAAUAAACAAAGAUCCAGCCUCACA
Molecule: messenger RNA, 856 nt
Organism: Vidua macroura (Pin-tailed whydah)
Lineage: Eukaryota; Metazoa; Chordata; Aves; Passeriformes; Viduidae
Gene: LYPLAL1
Product: lysophospholipase like 1
Exons: 6
Coding region: 187-837 (216 amino acids)
Biological process (GO): protein depalmitoylation
Cellular component (GO): cytoplasm
Molecular function (GO): palmitoyl-(protein) hydrolase activity; carboxylic ester hydrolase activity
Source: RefSeq, a predicted model, not a curated record